AUUCAUAAUCAAACUAAAUAUUGUGCAAGUGAAUUAAAUAUAAUUGAAAUAAACUACAAGAAGAAAUGGAAAUGAAUGGAGUUAUAGGAGAAUCAAGAAGAGAGCUUUUAUCUCCAUUGCCUGAAGUUGAUUCUGUUGUCAUUACUGAGUUCACCGAGUUGCCAUCAUGGAGACUCAGUAUAAACGAGUUUCAACUUCCAAAACCUACUCAUCCUUCAUUUCAUCCUCUUUUGUGUCUCAAUCCAACUAGAAGGAAACAAGGUAAGGUUGCCGAAUAUUACAAGAAACAGGAGAGACUAUUCGAAGGAUACAAUGAGAUGGAAACCAUCACUGAAACCGGUUUCUUUCCUGGAAGUCUCACAGAGGAUGAGAUGAAGCAACUUGCAAAGAGUGAGAGGUUAGCAAUAACAAUAUCAAAUGUAGCAAAUGUUGUUCUUUUUUUAGCAAAGAUAUAUGCUUCCAUAGAAAGCAGAUCGUUAGCAGUGAUUGCCUCCACACUGGAUUCACUUCUUGAUCUUUUAUCUGGAUUUAUUCUUUGGUUUACUUCUCAUGCUAUGAGAAAACCAAAUCAAUUUACAUAUCCUAUUGGAAAAAAAAGGAUGCAACCUGUGGGUAUUAUAGUGUUUGCAUCAGUGAUGGCUACGCUCGGAAUACAAAUACUACUGGAGUCAGGUCGGGACCUUGUAACUAAGACGGGGCCUAAAAUGAAUCACAAACAAGAACUGUGGAUGAUCGGGAUUAUGGUGUCGGUCACAGCAGUGAAGUUCUUUCUAAUGAUCUAUUGUCGGCGAUUUGAAAAUGAGAUAGUUAGAGCAUAUGCACAAGAUCACUUCUUUGAUGUUAUUACAAACUCUAUUGGUCUGGCAACUGCUGUUCUUGCUGUUCGAUUCUACUGGUGGAUUGAUGCAACUGGUGCCAUGAUUAUUGCUUUGUACACAAUAAGUACCUGGGCAAAAACUGUGAUUGAGAAUGUUUGGUCACUUAUUGGAAGGACUGCACCACCAGAGUUCUUAGCGAAGCUAACUUAUCUUGUAUGGAAUCAUCAUGAAGAGAUAAAGCACAUUGACACUGUCCGGGCGUACACCUUUGGUUCCCACUACUUUGCCGAGGUAGACAUUGUGUUGCCUGAAGAUAUGCCUCUGAACAUAGCACAUAACAUUGGCGAGACACUCCAAGAGAAACUCGAGCAGCUCCGUGAUGUAGAGCGAGCAUUUGUGCACAUCGAUUUUGAGUUCACUCAUCGGCCUGAGCAUAAAACAAAAGUUUGAUGACUGAUCACUACUGAUUAAAAACAAGGUUUGACAACAUAGAUAGAAAUUUCAUAUUACCUGGCUUAGUCUAGUUACAUGUUGAAAAUUUUCUAUGCCAUCUAUUUUUGUACCGGCUUGUCAUUAACUUUAGGAAUUUUCUUUUUUUUGAAAAGAACCUGAUAAUUCAGUUAUAAAAAUGUCAUUCGACAUUUUGAACAAAAUAACAAUCAAUUAAAUACAUAAUAGUUUUAAUGAAA
Molecule: messenger RNA, 1507 nt
Organism: Amaranthus tricolor (Joseph's coat)
Lineage: Eukaryota; Viridiplantae; Streptophyta; Magnoliopsida; Caryophyllales; Amaranthaceae
Product: metal tolerance protein 10-like
Exons: 6
Coding region: 66-1268 (400 amino acids)
Biological process (GO): transmembrane transport; monoatomic cation transport
Cellular component (GO): membrane
Molecular function (GO): monoatomic cation transmembrane transporter activity
Source: RefSeq, a predicted model, not a curated record